GUUGAAGUACAUGCAACAUGUUGUUACCUAAAUAACGGCUUUUUUUUUUACACAAAUUCUGCCAAUAUUUUACAGAAAUCAGACAACUUUCCAUUUGUUUCUUUCUUCAAUCUUGAUCCCCAAUCUUCAAUUUCACACCCCAACUCUUUAAUCCCGUUUCACAAACCCUAAUUGGUAGUCUUUCGCUUUCAACAUUUCCUUAAAUCAAUCGCUCAACUGUCAAGUUUUUGCUGAUCCUUUCGGCGAUCUGUUCAAUGCGUGUUUCAGAUUUCAAGCAACAGUCAAUUGACACAUAGCCCACUAGCAUUGUCAACUCCAAGUUGGAAUUGAUCGGUCCUGCACACCAAGUGUUUGAUGAAAUGCUUAUGAUGGUUUGAGGACCAAAGGGGUUUAGUCUUUUUUGAUCUUUCAGUGGUUAGUGAAGAUGGCUGAUGCUGCAGCUAUCAUGGAAGCUGCUGGAUCCCGAUUUAGCGAUUUAGAACUCAUUGGAAGAGGGUCUUUUGGUGAUGUGUAUAAAGGGUUUGACAAGGAACUCAAUAAAGAGGUUGCUAUUAAAGUUAUCGAUUUGGAAGAAUCAGAGGAUGAGAUUGAAGACAUUCAAAAGGAAAUAGCGGUUCUGCAACAAUGUCGAUCGCAGUAUAUUACAGAAUACUAUGGGUCAUAUCUUCACCAAACUAAAUUAUGGAUAAUAAUGGAAUAUAUGGCUGGUGGUUCUGUUGCUGAUCUAAUUCAACCGAAUCAACCGCUGGAUGAAAUGUCUAUCGCAUGCAUCUUGCGUGACUUGCUGCAUGCCGUUGAAUAUCUACAUACAGAAGGAAAGAUCCACAGAGAUAUUAAAGCUGCAAACAUCUUGUUGACUGCCAAUGGUGAUGUUAAGGUUGCAGACUUCGGUGUGUCCGCACAACUAACCAGAACAAUUUCUAGAAGAAAGACGUUUGUAGGAACACCAUUUUGGAUGGCACCGGAAGUGAUUCAGAAUGCAGAGGGAUAUAAUGAGAAGGCAGAUAUUUGGUCUUUAGGAAUAACCACAAUUGAAAUGGCUAAAGGGGAACCUCCGUUUGCCGAUCUUCACCCGAUGAGAGUUCUUUUCAUCAUACCUAGAGAAAGUCCACCUCAGCUAGAUGAACAUUUUUCUCGUCCUAUGAAGGAAUUUGUUUCAUUGUGUUUAAAGAAGGUACCUGGUGAGAGGCCAAGUGCAAAGGAACUUCUGAAACACCGCUUUAUUAGGAAUGCAAGGAAGAAUCCAAGACUCCUGGAGAGAAUCAGAGAAAGACCGAAGUUUCAAAUUAAGGACGGGGAUACACCUAGCAACGGUACACAAGCUUUAGCAGAAGGAUCUAAUACCGUGAAGGUUAACCGGGACCCACGAGUUGACGAAACCGUUCGAGCCAGCGGGCAUGGAAAAACUCAGAGAACAGCUGGAUGGGAUUUCAGCAUAGGUGGGUCCGGGAGUACGGGAACGGUUAGAAGUGCGGUGAGGCCACCUCAGAUUAGAGACCGGAAAACCGACACACACACAACCCAGAAGAGAAAUAUGGAAAGUGGUACCAGGCGUUUACUAGAAGCCUCUAGACGAGAUUAUAGAGAAUCGGAUCAUGAUAAAAGACAUGAUUCGUACAGGGGUGAUGAUGAUAUUGUGUCGAUGGAUGGCACUGGAACCGUUGUUGUGAGAUCUUCAAGAACGCAAACGUCAUCACUUUUUAGUGAUCAAAGUACCAUGUCAAGCAGCACGUUUAGUUCUCUUGAAGAUGCUUCCAUAAGUGGUACGUUUGUCUACCGUGGACAGCAUGAUGACUCGGAUUCUCCACGCACUCCAAAGUCAAGGCUCGGAAUUCAAGAAAAAACGUCAACCGCUUCGCAUGAGGAUAGUGCAUUAAACCUAGCAGAGGCAAAGGCUGCAAUUCAAGGCGGAAUGAAGAGAGAACAUGCGAAAGACAAGUCGGGUUUAAGCAAGGUUAAUAAAGGUGUCGAAGAAAGUAGAAAAACUGAGAAAUCGACAAAUAGCUUGGAAUCUAUAGGACAUUCAAGAGACUAUUAUGAUGCAAUAAAAGCAUUUCCAAAACCUCGCCAUGCAAGCAGCGAUGAAGAAGAGGGUGCCAGAUCAUCCGCAUUGUCAGCUUCCGCUCCACUCUCGGUUCUCAUAGUCCCUUCAUUGAAAGAGGCAGUUACGGAUGAUCUAGAGGCAUCCGUGGUUCGUUCGGUGAUAAGUUCUUUGAUGGAUAUGGAACACAUGAAGCCUGGAUCUUGUGAAUUUCUUGUGACCCGAGUUCUUCACCGUUUAGCAAGUUCAAAGGAAGCGUCGUUGAAGGAUCUGCAAGAGGUGGCGAUACGUGGAUUUUCCAAGGGCAAAACGGUUAUAGAGCCAGAAAAUGCAAAUGCAGAAGCGGAUAACAAAAAGAAGCCACAGAACAAAGAGACUCAGUCGAAUGCCAACUUGGGCCCCCUUGCACGGUUCUUGCUUUCAAGAUGGCAAGGAAAUUCAACUUAGAGAGAGAUGUGGAUUAUAAUUCGGUGAAUUUUGUGUUUAUUAUUAAUUUAUUCGAAAUGUAAAUAAUAUGAAGAGAAGAUAGUUACUUGCAUUGUUUUUCUUCUGAAAUCGACAUUGUCGUGUGUUUUUUUUUUUUUGUAACCAUCUGAAUCCAAGAAAAUUAUUUACAGUGCAUGCUUUCAUAUA
Messenger RNA from Helianthus annuus (common sunflower), 2674 nucleotides. RefSeq names its product germinal center kinase 1. The transcript is spliced from 19 exons. Gene Ontology annotation, biological process: protein phosphorylation. The record is from RefSeq and is a predicted model, not a curated record. Gene Ontology annotation, molecular function: ATP binding; protein kinase activity. Bases 425 to 2488 code for a protein of 687 amino acids. Lineage: Eukaryota; Viridiplantae; Streptophyta; Magnoliopsida; Asterales; Asteraceae.